ACUCGUGAAGGAGUCCAUAUUUUCUUUCUGCAAAACCCUGUCGUUUACCCUUUCACUUUGCGAAGUCGCCAGGUUGCGCAGGAAGCAAUGUCUACCGUCUAUCGCCGUCUCCGCGGCGCCUUCAGGGCUCCCCGAGCUUCUGUGCCUUCAACGCCGAAAGCCACAACCGCAAGCGAACGCAAUGAUAAUCGCAAAUCCAAAAUGAAAUACCUCUUUAAAGAACGCAAGCUCCGAACUCUUGUCGAGAAGUUCAAGCAAUCUUCUGAGACAAGCUGGUUCCGCGCUAGGCACGCCAUCUACUUCGACACAGUUCGUCGGCUUGCAUCUGCCAAAAAGUAUUCUUGGAUUGAAGAGAUCCUCGAAGCCCAGAAGAAAUAUAAAAACAUCACCGAAGAAGGCUUCGCGAUUCGUCUCAUGAUUCUCUAUGGCAAGGCGGGCAUGUUCGAUCACGCCCACAAGUUGUUCGACGAAAUGCCCCAACUAAAUUGCGAACGCACUGUUAGGUCUUUUAAUGCCCUUUUGGCUGCCUGCGUUGAUUCGGUGAAAUUUGAUAAAGUUGAGGAGAUUUUUCGGGAGUUACCACAGAAGUUGUCCAUCAACCCGGAUGAAGUUUCGUAUAAUACGUUAGUUAAGGCGUUUUGUGGGAAGGGUUCCCUCGACUCUGCGCUUUCAAUGAUAGACGAAAUGGAGAGGAAUGGGCUGGGCCCAAAUUUGAUCACUUUCAAUACGCUUCUCGAUGCAUUUUAUCAGAGUAGUCGGUUUUCAGAUGGUGAAAAUGUGUGGGCAUUGAUGGAAAGCAAGAGUAUUGCACCUUGCAUUAAGAGUUACAAUGCAAGGUUGCGAGGCUUGGUUUCAGAGAAGAGAAUGCCAGAAGCUGUUGAAUUGAUUGAGGAAUUGAGAACUAAGGGACCCCAAACUGAUGUUUUUAGUUUCAAUGCGUUGAUUAAAGGCUUUUGUGAUGAUGGGAAUUUGGAAGAAGGUAUGAAGUGGUACAGGGAACUGAUGAAAAAUGAUGAUUGUGCCCCCAAUCGAAUGACCUUUGCAGCACUUGUUCCUGCUGUAUGUGAGGCAGGUGAUUUUGAUUUGGCGCUCGAGUUGUGCAAUGAGGCAAUCACUAGCAGUAGUGGUGCAGAUGUGACAUUGUUUCGGCCUGUGGUGGAUGGCUUAGUCAAGGAGUCGAAGGUUGAAGAAGCAACGAUGCUAGUGAAGCUAAUGAAGCAAAAUGGUUAUUCUCGUUGCAAAUUCAAUUUGCCAUCAGAUAGUGGCUUGGUCGAGUCAAAGGUUGAAGAAGCAACAGAGCUUGUGAGUGAAGCUAGCCUGAAUUUGCCUUCAGAUAAGUAGUGUGCGAUUUCUCAUUUGCCUUUGAUUGAUCAUGUAAGCUGGGUUAGAUGACAUCUCUCUUGUUUGAUUGUGUUGCUGAGAUUUUUGAAGUUUGAUUCAAUUUUCUAAUUUACAUCUAAAUGCUUUUUAACCUCCUGA
Molecule: messenger RNA, 1479 nt
Organism: Malania oleifera
Lineage: Eukaryota; Viridiplantae; Streptophyta; Magnoliopsida; Santalales; Ximeniaceae
Product: small ribosomal subunit protein mS79 (rPPR3b)-like
Exons: 1
Coding region: 88-1341 (417 amino acids)
Cellular component (GO): chloroplast
Molecular function (GO): protein binding
Source: RefSeq, a predicted model, not a curated record